This is a messenger RNA of Ornithorhynchus anatinus (platypus), 3736 nucleotides long. It is a transcript of the gene RASGEF1A, whose product is annotated as RasGEF domain family member 1A. NCBI's taxonomy places the organism in Eukaryota, Metazoa, Chordata, Mammalia, Monotremata, Ornithorhynchidae. The coding region runs from base 224 to 1681 and encodes 485 amino acids. Gene Ontology annotation, biological process: Ras protein signal transduction; positive regulation of GTPase activity. The record is from RefSeq and is a predicted model, not a curated record. Gene Ontology annotation, cellular component: plasma membrane. Gene Ontology annotation, molecular function: guanyl-nucleotide exchange factor activity. The transcript has 13 exons.
GAAUUGGGCGAUGUCCCCCGCAGCCAACCGCCAGCCGAGCUAAGGACCGACGUCAGCCCCGAGCUGCAGAGCUGCAGCAGCUCCGGUUUUCUUCUGCAAAGAGCUGGGGGAAGCUUCAGAUCCGAGAGGCGGCCAGAAGAAUAAUAGCCGGGCUGCGGACACAAUGCUCGCAGCCUGAGCCUCAGGCCCCUUUGCCACAGCCCUGAGAUUUAAAUCGACGCUUAUGUACAUACUCCAGAGGACAAUGAGGGAAACUAUGCCCCAGACACCAAUAUUCUCCAGUAUGCUCGGUUCCAGUUGUAGCGGUCAAGUGCAGCCGGACAUGGGUGAGCGGAGUGGAGGAGACCUCGUUUUCCAGGACGGGAAUCUGAUCUCCGGAUCUCUGGAAGCUCUGAUUGAACAUCUUGUUCCCACCAUGGAUUAUUACCCGGAUAGGACAUACAUCUUCACUUUCCUCCUGAGCUCUCGUGUCUUCAUCCCUCCUUAUGAUCUUCUGGCCAAAGUGGGGCAAAUCUGCCUCAAACAGAAGCAGCAGCUGGAGGCAGAAACUGAAAAGACCAAGUUGAAGUCCUUUGCUGCCAAGAUCAUCCAGCUUCUGAAGGAGUGGACAGAAACAUUCCCUUAUGAUUUCCAGGAUGAAAAGGCCAUGAAAGAGUUAAAGGAGAUUGCUCACAGAAUCACACAGUGUGAUGAGGAGAACGGGACGGUCAAGAAGAUCAUCAGCCAGAUGACGCAGAACCUCCUGUUGUCCCUGGCUGCCCGGAACCAGUUCCAGGAGAUCCGAGAGAAGUUCCGCCAGCCCGCCGUAGAUAAAGGCACCAUCCUGAAAGCCAAGCCCCAGGCCCCGCAGAAGGACAUCCUCAGUGUGUGCUGUGACCCGCUCGUCCUGGCCCAGCAGCUCACCCACAUUGAACUGGAAAGAGUGAGCAACAUAUACCCCGAGGACCUGAUGCAAAUCGUCAGCCACAUGGACUCUCUGGAUAAUCACAAGUGCCGAGGGGACGUCACCAAGACCUAUACCCUGGAGGCCUACGACAACUGGUUCAACUGCCUCAGCAUGCUGGUGGCCACCGAGAUCUGCCGGGUGGUGAAGAAGAAGCAGCGGACGAGAAUGGUGGAGUUCUUCAUCGAUGUCGCCAGAGAGUGCUUUAACAUCGGGAACUUUAACUCAAUGAUGGCUAUUAUCUCUGGAAUGAACUUGAGCCCUGUGGCCCGGCUAAAGAAAACCUGGUCCAAAGUCAAGACAGCCAAGUUCGAUGUUUUAGAGCAUCAUAUGGAUCCCUCCAGUAACUUCUGUAACUACCGCACAGCCCUCCAAGGGGCUGCCCAAAGGUCACAGACAGCCAACAGCAGCCGAGAGAAGAUUGUCAUCCCCGUUUUCAACCUCUUCAUCAAAGACAUUUACUUCCUGCACAAAAUACACACCAACCGCUUACCCAGUGGGCAGAUCAACUUCAAGAAAUUCUGGGAAAUUUCCAGACAAAUUCAUGACUUCGUUACAUGGAAACAAGUGGAAUGUCCAUUCGAAAAAGACAAGAAGAUCCAGAGUUACCUUCUCACCGCGCCUAUUUAUAGCGAAGAAGCUCUGUUUGUUGCCUCUUUUGAAAGUGAAGGCCCAGAAAAUCACAUGGAAAAAGACAGCUGGAAGACUCUCAGGACAACUCUUCUCAAUAGAGCCUGAAGCAUAGGAGUCAGCCUGCAGAACUCAAAGCGCAUAGAACAACCAUGUUUUCAUCCUUCUUGGCGUGGGUGGAGUUAAGGCCUCACUGGUUGGGGUCUGUUUUGUAUAUACCCUUUUAUGAAAAUAGAAAUGGAGACUAUUUCAUGCAUCGACCUUAAGGCACUUAAAAAAAAAAAACAAAUGAAGAUUUUUGUUUAUUUUAUUUUACUGCAGGGCGGGGCCCUGUUCUGAGAGAAGUGUAUCAUGGGAGAGGGUGUCCAUGGAGAUGUCUUAUGCUAAAGAAAUGUAGUUUAUUUUCCUCUUUUGCUUACUUUCAUCUAAAAAUAAAACAAAAAACCAAAAACCAACCAGAACACUGCACAUAUCCAGUGCCCUAUUAGACAUCUUGUACAAAAGCAGUCUGUUAUGUCUGGGACUAGUGCCUUAUAAGGUACUGAAACUGUCUAGUGUACCUAUUCCUUUUGAGCUGGAAGUAAGCAAUUAAAAUGAGAUGGGUAUCCAGAAACCAUCCACAUCUUUGUAAAUAAAUGGGAAGAAAUGUCACAUGAACUAGAAUAUACCUGCCUGUAACAACAAAGGUGCAGCAACACAUCUUUAUUGUAUUGUUUGAAAGAUGGAAUGACUGCUAGAGGUUUUUCGUUUUGUUUUAAUACAUUCUGCAAAUGGUCCUUUUGAGUUUUGGCUGUCCAUAGUUUACAUUUUUGUUUUCCUUUGUCAGGGAUUUAUUAAAAAACAAAAUACCCACAAGCUUAGAAUUCAUCUAUAAGUUAUUUGCAUCCUCUCCUUAAAGGCUGAAUUUUCCAUGCGAGUAAUUUGGUAUCUUUUUCCUCAGUCACCUUAUAGAAAAAGGGAAUUUUUUAAAUAAGGCAAAGGAGGGAAAUGUGACACAGACGUUGGGUAAGAUCGUAGUUUGCAGACAUGCUCAAGGAUGAGAGAGUGAGAGAGACAAAGAGACUAUAGAAUACUGGAGUUCUCGGGCAUUUAAAACCAUCCUUUAAACUCCAGUACCGGGUUAGGGUAUUUUACACACCACUGCAACUAAUGUUUUCCAUUCCUUCCUUCCAACUUCAAUUUAUAUGCAAUUGGGACAAUACUAAAUGAGGCUAAUAAAGCCAUUUACAGGUACAGUGCGUUCGUUAGAAAGUCAGGAGGCUCUUAAGUUAUAUCGCAAAUAAGAGUAAUUUCACUCAACUGACUUUCUGACUUCUUAGAAGGCCCUUUAGCUCUCUAUGGGCUUAUACAUUAAAAAACAAAACUUACACAGAAUUGGAAAUGAUGCUUUAUUUCUGGGCAUUAGUUCUCCCAGAAGCUGAAGGGGGACAGAGGUGGAAGACUAGAGUAGAUCUGUUGCUCUCUGUUUCCACAACCCCGAAAGAAAUGCCAUCAGGUAUCUGAUGAAUUUGUAUCUACCCAGUGCUUAGAACAGUGUAUGACACACAGUAAGCACUUAUAAAAUGCCAUUUAAAAAGAAAAUGCCAGGCCAGAAGCUGAAUGGAUACUCUGUUGGAAGGGAGUGGUAGAAAACACUAUCUUAGCACAGCCAGCCCAGGAACUGGGGGUGGUGACUCUUUCUUGAAAUGUGCUGCUAUUUUUUCCUGUGCUACAGAACAGAGUUCUCAGCCCUGAGGGUGGGGGUGGGGGUGGGAGUAAGACUAUUUAUACUGUAUUAUUACAGUGUUUUGCACUUUUCAAAGAUGUUCCAGACCGUACAUAUUGUCAAACACUAUAAAAAAAGGGAUUGUAUAUCAGCUUUGUUUAUGUAUUCGAGAUAAAGGGAUGCUGAAAAUUUAAGAAAAAAGUAUAUAUAUAUAUAUAUAUAUAUAUAUAUAUUUGAAAUGCAAUUUUAGAACACUUUCUGUAUAUGUACUAAAAAGCUUUCACUUGAAUGUGCACUUCACUGGUCAGUCAGUUCUAGUGUUCAUUUUUCCCCCCACAUUCCUUAAAUACUGUGGUUUGCUCUUCUGAAUAUGAAGCUGUACCAUAAAGCAGGAUAUUCUGUGUUUGGAUGUGCUUGCAUCAAUAAAAUCCAAGUUGCUUCAGCAUUGACAAACUUCA